Spirometra erinaceieuropaei is the source of this 225-nucleotide messenger RNA. The record is from the annotation of a GenBank genome assembly. NCBI's taxonomy places the organism in Eukaryota, Metazoa, Platyhelminthes, Cestoda, Diphyllobothriidea, Diphyllobothriidae.
AUGGGCCGAAAACUUCAGAGGCGUCCUCAACCGCCCCCCACCACCACCGACGCCGCCAUCAUCCGUCUGCCGCAAGUGGAGACCAACGCUGACCUCGACCUACCGAUCUCUCUCCUUGAAGCCAUCAGGACCGUGCGACAGAUCUCCAGCGGGAAAGCCUCGGAUCUGACGCGAUCCCUGCUGAGGUCUACAAAUACGGUGCCCCCUAACUCAUGGAUCAUCUGA